Messenger RNA from Bombus impatiens (common eastern bumble bee), 990 nucleotides. It is a transcript of the gene mRpS11, whose product is annotated as 30S ribosomal protein S11. The transcript has 5 exons. The record is from RefSeq and is a predicted model, not a curated record. Lineage: Eukaryota; Metazoa; Arthropoda; Insecta; Hymenoptera; Apidae. The coding region runs from base 251 to 892 and encodes 213 amino acids. Gene Ontology annotation, molecular function: small ribosomal subunit rRNA binding; mRNA 5'-UTR binding; structural constituent of ribosome. Gene Ontology annotation, biological process: maturation of SSU-rRNA from tricistronic rRNA transcript (SSU-rRNA, 5.8S rRNA, LSU-rRNA); translation; ribosomal small subunit assembly. Gene Ontology annotation, cellular component: mitochondrial small ribosomal subunit; ribosome.
UCUAUCAGAGGAAACAAACCUGUUUAUCUUAUUGCUCUAUCGGUAACUUUGAAGAGCUUAUCAAUUCAUAAGUUAAAUAUUCAAUUAAUAUCCAAAUAUGAAUAAAUGUUUUUCCAAAAUAAUUUCGGUUUUAAGUUUGCUGAAACAAGCUGCAAAGUGUAAGGAGUAGCAUAGCAUGUACUACUCUGAUAGGGAGAGUUUAUCAGUUGUUUGGUUUUGUUUCGGAUUGCGAGUAUAUACAUAAACAAAAAUGAUUCUGUCCACUUUGCAAUUUGCAGUAGGAUCCUUAACAAGAAGUACGAUAUUGCCUAAUGGGAAAUUUACGGUAUUACCGUAUUUGAAAUUCACUAAUGUUCGAGAUUUUCACAUAACCUCAAAUACUAUGAGGGAAUUUCGAAUUGGAAAUAAAAAAAUAAGAUCUGAUGAAACAGAGAAACAUGUAAUUCUGGAAGGAGAAAUAACAACCAAUAUAAAUAGUGCAAGUGAAUUAAACUCGUUAUUUCCUGAUGCUUCUACACCGUAUAAGCUUUUCGAUGGGAUAAGAUACGAUCAGUUACAUAUUAUUAAUAUUAAGUCAACUCCUAACAACACAAUAAUGUCCCUUACUGAUUAUAAAGGAAUGGGAAAGAUGUUACAUUCGGCUGGAAUGGAAGGUUUUAAAAAUACAAAGAAGGGUACUAACGUUGCAGCGCAACAAGCUGCAAUUACAUUUGGAACGCGUAUUCUUAAAAGUGGUAUCAAAACAGUCAGGUUGAGAGUACAGGGAAUUGGACCCGGCAGAAUGGGUGCCCUAAAAGGUCUUCAGCUAACAAACCUACAAGUUGUUUCUAUCACAGACGACACUAGAGUAUCGUGGAACCCUCAAAGACCAAGGAAACAAAGAAGAAUAUAAUUUAUGACAUAUAUUAUGAUGUAUUCGGUGUAUUAAUUCGUAUUAAAAUGUAAAUUCUGUAUAUAAUUACGUGUUAAUUAUAUUAUUAAAUUACAAUA